ACCUUUCGUCAGACUAACACAUUGGUUUGCCGAGACUGAACAGCGAGACCCUGAACGAAAAUACUUGCGGUUUUUCUUGAGCCCUCAACAUGUCUGGGGAAGAGGAAGAAAAUGCCGCUGAGCUGAAAAUUGGUGAUGAGUUUUUGAAGGCCAAGUGUUUGAUGAACUGUGAAGUUGCCUUAAUUCUCGAACACAAGUAUGAGCAGCUUCAGCAGAUGUCUGAAGAUCCAAUGAAUCAAGUAUCUCAAGUAUUUGAAAAAUCACUGCAGUAUGUGAAGCGCUUUAGUCGCUAUAAGAAUCCUGACGCUGUUAGACAAGUUCGAGAAAUCCUUAGUCGGUACCAGUUGGCUGAAUUUGAGCUCUGUGUUCUGGGGAACCUUUGCCCUGAAACUGUGGAGGAAGCCAUUGCUAUGGUCCCAUCUAUCAAGACCCGAGGACGCGCUCAUGACGAUGAGGCAAUUGAAAAAAUGUUGAAUGACUUGUCUCUGAUAAAGAAAUUCGAGUAGUGCCACUUCCAUUGUCUACCCUAUUGAUGGUGGCAUGUACUUGCUGAAUAUGUUGGGGAAUUCAUUGUUUCAUAGUAAUACUAAGAUUUAAAUUUGAGCAUGCACAAGUGGGAUUCAGAUUCCCUACAGUGUAUUUUUUUUUUUUCCUCAAUUUUUAUCAAAUAGUAGCUCACUUAUCAUGUAUUUGUGAAAAACUUCCUUUUGUAUGAGUCUCACUUGACUUCACGAUCUACCCUUGAGAGAAACUAAGAGAAGGUGUGAUGGAGAGAAUCUAAAUCCGCACAAAUGCCUUGUAUCAACUUUGCUCAAACAUAUCAUGUGUAUAAUUCUAAUAGUCAGUUCCAAAUGCCUGAUUGCCUUAACAAGUAUGAUGUAACUCUGGAUCAAAGAUGUCCUGUGUGCAAUUAUUCUUCAGC
Messenger RNA from Ilex paraguariensis (yerba mate), 922 nucleotides. The record is from the annotation of a GenBank genome assembly. Lineage: Eukaryota; Viridiplantae; Streptophyta; Magnoliopsida; Aquifoliales; Aquifoliaceae.